Messenger RNA from Linum trigynum, 445 nucleotides. The record is from the annotation of a GenBank genome assembly. Lineage: Eukaryota; Viridiplantae; Streptophyta; Magnoliopsida; Malpighiales; Linaceae.
AUUCUUGCGAAAUCUCUCUCUCUCUAACUCUCUCUCUCUCUAAACGCAGCCGCCUGUGCGGCUGUUGUAACAUAUAAUAAAAGCCGACAAUGUCUCGCCGAUCCGAUUCGGGCGCCCCCUCUUCUGAUGCAACAAAGGACACCGGCUCGGCGCCUGAUGUUCUUUCCGUUUUAGCGAAAUAUUUUUCUCCAGAUCCACUUCGCGAGUCCGGCGGAUGGACAUCUUGUGCCAAGAAUCAGGCGCCUACAAAGGAUGACGCGACCAUUGCAGCCGUUACUUUGGAUGCCCCUGAGGCGCUUAGCAUAAAGGAACCACUGGUCGAGGCGCAGGAGCCUCCUAGCUCGCAAGCGCCGGCAACCGAUGUUGCGCCCAACGUGGCGGCGCCUUCAAACCCCACACUAAGUAAGUGGUUAUGAGAUCUAAAUCGGCACUUUUUUUUAGGCGC